AUGAAGACUCGGAGGAGACCCCGGAGGAUGCUGCUCCUCCCCCGGCUCCUCACCGGCGGAGCGGCGCUGCUCACCACUGCCUGCAUCUGUCACUUCGGUCAACUCACAGGCUCUGUGGGUCAUGGCAUGUCUUUAACCAAGCGAGAGCUCACCCUGCAAACAGAAGAUAACCAGACAGACACUGGAUCUGCCAUAAACGAGUUUCCAGAGGACGUCUUUACUCUGGAUCAGAGGAGACAGGGCGCUGUGCUGCUUCACGUCCUCUGCGCUAUCUACAUGUUUCACGCGCUGGCCAUAGUGUGCGAUGUUUACUUUGUGCCGUCACUGGAAAAAGUGUCGGAGAACCUUCAUCUCAGUCAGGAUGUUGCCGGGGCAACCUUCAUGGCAGCUGGAAGCUCCGCCCCAGAGCUCUUCACCUCGCUGAUUGGGGUGUUCAUCACAAAGGGAGACGUAGGAGUGGGAACGAUUGUUGGAUCGGCUGUCUUUAACAUCCUCGUCAUUAUUGGCCUCUGCGGCAUCUUCGCUGGACAGCCGAUCUCCCUGAGCUGGUGGCCUUUGUUCCGCGAUGCCGUUUUCUACAUCCUCUCCAUAGUUGUGCUUAUUCUGGUGAUCUAUGAUGAGCAAGUCAUGUGGUGGGAGACAAUCAUCCUGAUCUCCAUGUAUGGGAUCUAUAUACUCAUCAUGAAGUUCAACAGAUCUCUCUGCUGCCUGGUGGAGAGACACUGUAGCGUGGAGUGUCAGCCGUGCCUGAGCAGUUUCAGACGGACGACCGCCGUCGCAAACCUGGGAGACUCUGAGAACGACAUGGUGCCGCUGAAGCCAGACUCGUGUGUGGCGGCCGGUCAGGACUCAGCAGUGAUGGUGGACGAACUACUGAACCUAAACCCCCACCAGCUCUCCUUCUCAGAGAGGCAGAGGCUGAUUCGAGCUCGGGUGAGCCCAGAGGGGGGUGCACCUUCGGGAGAGGACGUUUUGGCCGCUGGUGGAACGUGGGGGAGAGAGAAUGGGACGAUGGCUGAGGGGGACAGGCAACCGCAGGAGGGAGAGAAAGACACGGGGAAAGAAUCAGGGGGCGAGGCGGGUGGGAGUUCACAGCCAGAAGAGGAGGAGGAGGAGGAAGAGCAGGAGGAAGGAGAGGAGGAGAACGCUUUCAACCCCUUCGUCCUGCCAGAUGGUCCGUGCAUGAGACUGAAGUGGCUCCUGUCCUGGCCUGUGAGCUUCCUGCUUCACUGCACCAUCCCCGACUGUAGCCAGCAGCCAUGGGAGCGCUGGUACCUGCUCACCUUCCUGGCCUCCACGCUCUGGAUCGCCCUCUUCUCCUACCUCAUGGUCUGGAUGGUGACCAUAAUCAGCUACACGUUCGGGAUCCCAGACGUCAUCAUGGGCAUCACGUUCCUUGCAGCUGGCACCAGCGUUCCCGACUGCAUGGCCAGUCUCAUCGUGGCCCGACAAGGGAUGGGCGACAUGGCUGUGUCCAACUCCAUCGGCAGUAACAUCUUCGACGUGCUGCUGGGCCUGGGCUUCCCGUGGGCGCUGAGGACUCUCAUCGUCAGCUACGGAUCGGUGGUGACAAUCAACAGCAAAGGUCUGGUGUACUCUGUGAUUCUGCUGCUGGCCUCGGUCACUCUCACCGUUCUGUGUGUCCAUCUGAACCGCUGGAGGUUGGACCGCAGGCUGGGCCUCUGUCUCCUGCUGCUUUAUGCCAUCUUCCUCCUCUGCGCCGUCGGCUUUGAAAAGCUGUAGACGACACACAC
This is a messenger RNA of Nematolebias whitei (Rio pearlfish), 1754 nucleotides long. RefSeq names its product sodium/potassium/calcium exchanger 3-like. The record is from RefSeq and is a predicted model, not a curated record. Gene Ontology annotation, molecular function: calcium channel activity; calcium, potassium:sodium antiporter activity. Gene Ontology annotation, cellular component: membrane. Bases 1 to 1743 code for a protein of 580 amino acids. Gene Ontology annotation, biological process: calcium ion transmembrane transport; intracellular calcium ion homeostasis. NCBI's taxonomy places the organism in Eukaryota, Metazoa, Chordata, Actinopteri, Cyprinodontiformes, Rivulidae. The transcript is spliced from 17 exons.